This is a messenger RNA of Motacilla alba alba, 669 nucleotides long. RefSeq names its product acrosin-like. Gene Ontology annotation, molecular function: serine-type endopeptidase activity. The record is from RefSeq and is a predicted model, not a curated record. Gene Ontology annotation, biological process: acrosome reaction; proteolysis. Lineage: Eukaryota; Metazoa; Chordata; Aves; Passeriformes; Motacillidae. Bases 16 to 573 code for a protein of 185 amino acids. The transcript is spliced from 2 exons.
GCUCCCUGUCACUCCAUGGCCUCCAGGGAUGUCCUCAAGUGGAAGGUGGUGGUCGGGGCCACAGAUCUGGCCCAGCCCGGCCCCGCAGCCGAGGUGUUCCAGAUCAAGCAGAUCCUGAAGCACCAGGCCUACGACGAGGUCACGGCCAGGAACAACAUCGCGCUGCUGGAGCUGGACCAGCCUGUGGCGUGCAGCGACUACAUCCAGCUGGGCUGCGUGCCCGACGGCUCCCUGGCGGUGCCCGAGCUGAAAACCUGCUACAUCGCGGGCUGGAGAGCCACCCCGGACAGCGCCCCCAGCCCUCGCCUGGUGCUGCAGGAGGCCAAGGUGCGGCUCAUCGACGUCCAGCUGUGCAACAGCAGCCGCUGGUACGGGGGGGCCGUGCACCCCCAGGACCUGUGCGCGGGGUACCCGCGGGGCGGCAUCGACACCUGCCAGGUGGGGCUGGGCCCGGGGCUGGGCACAGGGACCCUGAGCCCCAACAGGGCCCCGUGGGACCCCCAGAGCCAGCACAGGGACCCUGAGCCCCAACACGGCCCCGUGGGACCCCCAGAGCCAGCACAGGGACCCUGAGCCCAGCCAUGGCCUGGCACCGCCUGGGCCUGGCCCGGUGCCCUCCCAGCCCCGUGUCCCCACCACUGGCGGCUGUCCCUUGCCCAUCCCCGUGUC